This is a messenger RNA of Funneliformis geosporum, 501 nucleotides long. The record is from the annotation of a GenBank genome assembly. Lineage: Eukaryota; Fungi; Glomeromycota; Glomeromycetes; Glomerales; Glomeraceae.
AUGCAUCCACAAAGAAUUGUAAGAAAUCCAAAUGUAUCGUUUCGCUCGAUAGUAAUCGAUUUUAUAGACCGUAUUAAUUACAAUAUCAUUUAUCAACUCCCUUGCAAUGGCAAUGCAAAUGUACUCGCGGCUUACGCAAGAAACGGUGAUUCAAUAAUUAAAAUAUUAACUGGGUUAGGACUCUUCAGAUCAAAUAUAGAGAAGGAAGCUAUCCGAUUACGAAUUCGUAAUAGACGUGUUAUCAAAUCUGCGACGGAAAAAAUCUGGAACUUACAUUUAACAACCCUUCAACGCGAUAGAUUUGAAAGAUUGGCCAACGAUGCCAAUAAUUUUAAUCAAAACGGAAUGCAAUUUUACAAUGAAAAUACCUUGGACAGGAUCGCCGGCAUAACUUUACAAGUGACAAAUAGUCGUUUUGAGGAUAACUUUUAUAACGGAACGGUUUUCAACGUUUGCGAAUCUAUAAUGCCAGGGUGUUGGGAAAAUUCAAAUUUCCUUUAA